This is a messenger RNA of Pipistrellus nathusii (Nathusius's pipistrelle), 468 nucleotides long. The record is from the annotation of a GenBank genome assembly. NCBI's taxonomy places the organism in Eukaryota, Metazoa, Chordata, Mammalia, Chiroptera, Vespertilionidae.
AUGGACGCGCGAAGGCGGCCCGGCGGUCCAGGGGUCUCGCUUCCGAAGCUGGUUCUGCUCUUUGUGGUCGCAGACAAUUGUCUUGCUCAGUGUGGCAAAGACUGCAGAUCUUACUGCUGUGAUGGGACCACGCCCUAUUGUUGCUCCUACUACGCCUAUAUUGGGAAUAUCCUCUCGGGCACGGCGAUUGCCGGUAUUGUUUUUGGAAUCGUAUUUAUCAUGGGGGUCAUUGCUGGAAUCGCCAUAUGUAUCUGCAUGUGCAUGAAAAACAACCGCGGGACCCGGGUGGGUGUCCUCAGCACUGCCCGCAUCAAUGCCAUCGCCUCCUAUCCUGUGGCACCACCUCCCUAUAGUUACAACCAUGAGAUGGAAUACUGUGCAGAACUGCCUCCUCCCUACUCCCCAACCCCACAGUCUUCAGCACAGCGUUCUCCACCCCCUCCUUAUCCUGGACACCAAAGGAAAUAA